This is a messenger RNA of Bactrocera latifrons, 8529 nucleotides long. RefSeq names its product protocadherin-15 (gene Cad99C). Gene Ontology annotation, biological process: homophilic cell-cell adhesion. The transcript is spliced from 13 exons. Bases 1950 to 7181 code for a protein of 1743 amino acids. The record is from RefSeq and is a predicted model, not a curated record. NCBI's taxonomy places the organism in Eukaryota, Metazoa, Arthropoda, Insecta, Diptera, Tephritidae. Gene Ontology annotation, cellular component: plasma membrane. Gene Ontology annotation, molecular function: calcium ion binding.
AUAACCAGUUCUACAUAUAUGCAAGUUGCCUUUCGUAUGUGCUGUUUGCCAUUAUUUCGAUGCCAUUGCAUUCCGCCGACUUUUCAGGUGUUGUAUGUAAGCCAGCUCGGUCUGCACUUGUCUCUCGGUGUCGACACGAUUCAAUGUUGAACGAACUUUUGCUGUGUCCAGUCAACGUGAUUUGCGAGUGCUGUCUACCGUGUAAACGCCGUGUAUUAAACAAUAACAAAAACAAACACAUUGAGGAAACUCAGUGAGGAUUGUACUUAAACACGCGCGCAGCUUUGUCGUCGUUGUCGUGUUUAUCCGGAGCUUACGUUACUCGCUUGAUCUUUGUGUUGUUUGUGUAUUUGCUCGCCUGCCUGUUCGCUCGAGUCAGGUCUGCAGACGUGAAGUGAAAACAAGUUUUUCGCCCCAACUUCAACGCGUCCGCCUAGUUGGUAGGUGUUUUGGACUAUCGUAGUUUUCGUUGUUGCCUUUAUUAUUAUUGUUGUACGCUGAUUGAACGCAGCACGGUUUACCUGCGCCUACAGACUGUCGCGCUCUGCGCUCGGAGCAUCUAUGUACUAUAAAUCGCUCAUUCGUUGCUAAUUCUCUUGCUGCUCCAAAUUCGCCAGUGCACUCGCGUUCUUACAUUUUAUUUGCAUCGUUUGUGUUGUUGCAAAUGUUGUUGCCGUUAUUGCUGCUAACUUGCAAUCUGAGCCUUUUCGGUAGAGCUGCUGUUGUUGUUGCUGUUACUGCUGAGUUUUAGGUUUUGUUCAACAGGUGAAUUCGCAGUUGACAGGCCUGCAGCCCCUUGUCUUCUACAUAAUGGCAAUAAUUUAAAUAUACAUGUAUACAAAAGUUAAAGUACAUAAACAAAUGAAGUGUUCGGUUGUGAAGUUUAAACAAAAUAAAUAUUCAAAUCUCGUAAAAAAAUUAACAUAUCUCCUGUCAUCUGUCGCAAAUGUCGCGUAUAUAAAUAUAAAUGUGAAUGCAAUGAAGUUAAUAAAUAAUAGAAAUAAAUAAAAGAGUGUUUGUCAAAGUGUUCGAGUGUGCUAAAAACAACCAGCCAACCGACGGAAACAACAAAUGCGACUUGGAUUAAAUUAAUUAAGUCUGCUACAACUACAACUAUAUAUUUCUUGACUGAUGGAAGGAGCAAUAUUUCAGUGAAAAACCAAAAUAAUUAAAUUCAAAUAUUUAUAACAUGCACUAUAUUUAAAGGUGUAAAAUUUUCAACCAAACCAACUGAAAGUGAAUAACAGCUAUGAUAAGAGAAGCGCACGCUUGCUAAGCAAACAACAACAAAAAAUUACAAAGGAGCAGGGAAUGCAGGUGAAACACAAGCGCAUAAAUUAGCCAAAUAAUCGAAAAAUGAAAUCAACUGUUGCGCUGCAAAGUGGCAUGUAAUUUUGCAAUUAUCACUUUUCAUUUCCAUCUACUACACGCAGCAAGCGCCGAAUACAACGUGUUGCCAUAUCAGAGCUAAAUUACCGACGAACAUACAAGAAACAACACGCUUGCGCACAUAUUAUGAGUGAUUGUGAAUACACAAGUGUUAUCCGUACAUGUGUAUGUGAGCGCAUUUACUUGGAUUUUGCGAUUGUUGAUUGCGAUUACACCGCCAAAAACAAAACCGCACGAAGAAAUCGCCAUUAAUACGUUCACUAGAGGUAUUACGGACCUCAAUACAACAUAGUUAGUUUAUACAAGCACAACAACAAAAAGAACAAGAAACAAAUAAAGUAUUCCGUAGAGUGCUCGCUGUUGCUGCUGUGUUGUUCAUGCUGCUCUUGUUGUUGUCGCUGUCAGCGUACACGCAUUUCGCGCCAUAUACGGCUGCUCGCACGAGAUCAUCUCGCACACAUCCUGCUGCAUCGCAUCGCCGCUGACUUGCAGGUUUGCUGAUUGUAUGGCAUUACAAUUUAAAUCAACUGCACCGAUUUCUUUCUCUCAAAAGCCACACAAUGUCAGCGCCGCACACUUUGAGUCGAUGUGCAGCAGCAAGCACAGCGCGCUCAUUAUUGUUCUUGCUGUUGCUUAGUUGUCAACGUAUUGCGGGUAUUUUGGGCAAAUCACAGAUGUGCGAAGUUGAAACGGGACAAACGAACAUUAUAUUGGAUAUAGAAGAGAGUCGUGGUGAUUUUAUUGGGCAACAAACGACGCCGGCGGAGUUGCCAAUUUACGGUGAUCCCUACACGGAAAUUGCACUGGAUCUAGUCUUCCCAAAGGGGAAUCCGACAUUCCUGCUGGACGGCAAAAAAUUGCAGCUGUUGCAGCCGCUUGAUCGCGAUGAGGAGAAUCUGAGUCACAUUGUCUUUCAGGUUUCCUGUUCGAUUCGCAACGCAACCAACAAGCGACGCAGCAUACCGAUUAUUGUGCGCGUAUCUGAUGUCAACGACAAUGCGCCGCGCUUCAUGAACACACCCUAUGAGGUCACCGUGCCGGAGAGCACUCCGGUUGGCACGACGAUCUUCCGUCAUAUUCAGGCGCUGGACAAGGAUGCUGGUGUUAAUGGGCUCGUCGAGUAUUUUAUUGUUGAGGGCAACACAAACACAACGGAAGAUGAGACAAUGACAAUUGCCGAUGGUUAUGGGACAUUUGCAAUUUCCUUUCCCCAUCAAGGGCAGGUGACUGUCGCCAAAACGCUGGAUUACGAGAAGGUGCAACGCUAUUAUCUAACAAUCGUCGCAGCGGACCGCGCACGCAACGUUUCGGAGCGCCUCUCCUCGACCACCACGCUGAGAGUGAACGUAGCCGAUUCGGACGACCAGGAUCCAUCGUUUAUUUAUCGCGGCUGUGUGUUGCUCGAUGGCGCCUGCAUCAAUCCCGAGUACUCCGCCUCGGUGCCGGCUGGGUCGCUGCAAGGUGUGCUCACCGUUACGCCAGAACGCAUACAGGCCGUUGACUUGGACACGAUCAGCUCGCCAAUACAUUACUCCUUCGCCAGCGGCAUGCCAAACAAUUAUGCAGAUUACUUUGAGAUUGAUGAGCAGACGGGCGUGUUGAAGCAGAUCAAAGCGGUGGACACGUCAACCGCCAAAAAAUAUGAUAUUGUCGUAAAAGCCGAGGAAGUGUCAAUGGCAAAACGCUUCACCACCGCCAAAUUGACGAUCAAUGUGAAGCCCGUCGAUGCCAAUCCACCAGUUAUAAGUGCCAGCGAUAUUGACGGCUAUGUGGACGAGAACUCGCCCAUCGGCACACGUGUUGUUGACGCAAAUGGUCGUCCAAUCUCUUUUGAGACCACGGACGCUGAUUUGGGUGAAAAUGAUCCCAAGCCCGAUUAUAUUUACGAGCUAACUACGCCUUCUUUUAACGUUACAAACGACGGAAUUUUGAUUGUCAAUGAGGAGGGUUUGGAUCGCGAUCCACCAGCGCCCGGUCGCUACAAAUUCCAAGUUGUUGCACGUGAACCGCGCACAAAUGCGGCCAGUGCGCCACUCAGCCUUACCGUACACCUGCGCGAUGUAAAUGACAAUCCACCCAAGCUCGCAAUGGUGCCACCAAUCACGAUUACCGCCGGUGAUGGCCAACGCAAUGUCACUAAGGUGAUUGCAACCGACAAUGAUGAAGGCGAAAAUGCCAUAAUCACAUAUUCCAUCUAUCAUGUAUCCAAUAACGGACAGCAGAAGUUCCACAUCGACGAGAAGACCGGUGAAAUAGAGACGAGAGGUCGGCUAUUAGCAGGCGAACAGUAUAGCAUAACAGUGCAGGCAACAGAUAAUGGUGGGCUUUCUUCCCAAGCUAUUGUCGAAAUCGCCGUAACACCAGGACCGAAUACGAAACCGCCAAAAUUCGUCAAACCCAUCUAUGAGGUGCAGGUUAGCGAAGGUGCUGAGAUCAAUUCCACCGUAACGGUAGUGCAUGCUGAAGAUCCUGAGAAUGAUCCGGUGGUGUACUCAAUCGUUUCGGGCAACGAUUUACGGCAAUUCGCUGUGGGUCAAGAAAGUGGUGUCAUUAUGGUGAUACGUAAAUUAGAUCGUGAAAGUCUCACACGCUAUCAACUUACUGUGUUAGCCGAAGAUAAUGGCGGCUUAUCGAGCAGUGCUACGGUGAAUAUCAAGGUGACCGAUAUCAAUGACAAAAACCCCGAGUUCGAUGAGUCUACACUACCGUACGUAUUCAAAGUGGAUGAGGGACAGAAGGAUGCUUUUGUCGGCAUUGUACAUGCUACCGAUGCAGAUGAGGGUAUCAACGCUGAGAUCACCUACUCCGUGCCGCAAGACAUACCCUUCGCCAUCGACGGUAAGUCGGGCGAGAUACGGACCGCCGCGCCUUUAGAUUAUGAGCGUCAGAAAGAGUACCGCUUCGUGGUGACCGCCAAAGAUGGUGCGCCAGAUGCGCGUCUCGGUACGGCGAGCGUUACAGUGCAGGUGCGUGAUCUGCCCGAUGAGGUGCCGAAGUUUACGGAUGCACGCAUUGAUGUGCAUGUGCCCGAGAAUGAGGCCGACUACUUGGUAGCAACCGUACAAGCUUUCGAUCCAGAUACGGUACAACAGAUCACUUACGUGCUACGCAAAGGUGCGUCUGAGCUCUUCAAGGUGUCGGCACAAACAGGUGAAAUACGCACCACCACUGGACUGGAUUAUGAGAAGAAGCAGAAGCAUGAACUUAUUGUUGGCACAAUUGAGAAUGAUGGCGAUGGACCCGGUGACACCAUACACAUUUUUAUCGAAGUUGACGAUCGCAACGAUGUGCGGCCGGUCUUCGCGGCUGUACCGGAACCUGUUACAGUUAACGACGAUCAAUCAAUCGGUACGCGUAUAGCAACAAUGGCGGCUAUAGAUGGUGAUGGCUCAUCGCCUGGCAAUGUGGUGCGCUACGAGAUGGUCGGACGUGGCAAGGCAUUAAAGUAUUUCCAAGUGGAUGCCGAUUCAGGUACCGUGCGUAUAAGAGAUGAUUUACGCAAGGAGGAGGACACCGAGUAUCAGGUGGAUAUACGCGCUUACGAUAUGGGUGAACCACAGCUGAGUUCCGUAGCCACCUUGCCGGUAUUCGUACGUCAUCUGUUGAUCGAUCCGAACGAGAGCAAUAUGAUGGAAGGUAAAAUGAAUGACGGUGCUAUAAUGAGUCCAGAGAGCAUUGGUUUGGCUUUCAGCGACGACAGUUACACUACUGGCGUGCCAGAGACUACCGGCCUAAAUGCAACGAUUAAAGUGAUACAAGUUAUUAAUUCAAAGAAGUCACGCGACGGCACACCAAGCUUUAAGUGCGAAAUAGUUAACGGCAAUGAUAUGGACUACUUCGAUAUAAUGACCGAAGAUCACGGUUGUGGUGUUAAAUUGAUAAAGCAUCUCGAUUUUGAGAAUACCACCGCUUACUCGUUGAGCAUACGCCUCAUUUCACAUAAAUACUUCGUGAAUCCGCAAAAAAGCAUGGCUACAGUGAAAAUAAUUGUACAGGAUGAAAACGACAAUGCACCCGAGUUCAUUUUCAAUCGUGCGCACUCCACACGUAAAGAUACUUUCUACGCGGUGGUGGCUCCCGAAGUAGACAUCGACACACCGAUCCUGCAAGUGCGCGCCACCGAUCGUGAUUCCGGUAAAUACGGCAUGAUACGUUACAAGAUUUACGAUGAAGAGGACAAUGUAAUCAGCGAUGAGAAUUUGCCCACAACCUACUUCGUCAUGACCGAAGAUACCGGCAUCCUACGCACGGCAAAACUCUUCCAAGACGGUGCGACGUUCCCCAUGAUGUUCUAUGUGGAAGCGCGCGAUAACGACGGUCAAGAGCUGGGUUCGCAUCACACACGCGCACGCAUUGUGAUCAAUCAGAUAACCGAUCAGCAUCGCAUGUCUUUGGUCUUCUCCGAUUCGGCGCCAAAUGAGAUACGCAAUCACUACAGCGCUUUGGAAGAACUAUUGGAAGAGAAGACCAAUGGACUCAUUAGCGGAAUAGAGCGCUUCAGUAAUCGUAAAAUUUUGACAGAGAAUGGCACGAUCAUUGAAAAUCCCGCCGCAACGGAUGUCUGGUUCUACUUGAUCGAUCCCAAAUCCGAGCAGAUACUGCCGCGCAAUGAUACCACGGUGCGUGAGGCGUUACUGGAGCCGACAGCUCGCGCUGAGCUCAACUUUGCCGCGUCUGGUGUGGCGCAUGCGACCGCUGAGGGUAUAUAUGCGCCCAUUGAGAUGAAGCAGCAAGUGACCAGGGUUAAAGCGGCUAUAGCAAUCAAUGAUGACGUAUUCCCAUACACGCUAAUCGCCAUCUCGAUAAUCAUACUCAUACUCGGCACAAUCGGCAUCAUCUACAUUUGCAUCUCGUGGUCUAAGUACAAGAACUUCAAACAGCGCAUGCGCCAAUAUGCCGCGCCCAGCCCCACGCGCUACGACCCGGUAAUUGUAAAUUCGCAAACGGCCAACUCCGGCGAUGCCGUCACUAAUAUGAAGGAGUAUGAGACGCAAGUGCUGGCCAUGGCUGUGCCACCAGACGGCGAUGAUGAUCUCCAGUUGGACUUUAGCGCCAAGAAUCAUGCCUUCUCGCUGGACAACGUCAGCUACAUUACGCACAAAGAGAACGGCACGAGUGGCGGUCAGGCGAGUCCAUCGCAUUCGGAUGCAACAACCGCCACAAUCACCACACUGCGUCGCAAUAACAAUAACAACAAUUUGAAUAAUAUGGCGCAUAAUAAUAGCAAUAACAAUAAUAAUAACGGCAUGAAUAAUCGCCAGAACACAUUCAAUCGCACGCUGGAAAUGAAUGCACGCAACAAUGCGAACCCGCUAGCGGCGGCCGCAAAUGGCACGCUGCCCGGCACUUUGACGCUGGGUCGUCUCAAGCAUCAAAAUGGCGCCACCCACUACCAGAACGGUGGCUACAAGCUCGACGCUGUGAGUCGCAAUAAUCUGGCGAAUCUACAGAACAAUAGCUACAGCACAAUGGGUCGGCGGGGAAAUACAUUUGGCGGGCCAAAUGGUCUAAACAGCUUGAAUGGCGGCGCUGCUGACGGUAGCGGGAAUGUUGGUGAGUUGAUGACGAACACGCUGGGACGCAACAGUCAUCAGCAUCAUCACCUCAACAGUCGCGGCUAUGCGGACGUGCCGAUAACGAACCCGCUCUUUCAACGCUCCAAUGGGGACCUGAGCCACAUAAGUACCACCAAUGAAAAUGUCACUUUCGGCAAGCGUGACUAUGGACAAUUAGGCUUCUCUUAUUUAAAUGAUUUAGAUCGUUCAGAGGUUGAGACGACAACGGAGCUGUAAAAUUAAAUAAUAUUGAAAACCAACGAAUAUUUACGACAAUUUUUUAAAAAGCUAACAAAAUAGUAAACACUUAUGAGCAGCUGGAGAGAAUAUAAAAUCGAAUUAGAAAGCGAAAUUAUAAAAAAAAAAAUAUAAAAUAAUAAUUUCUUUCAGACUGCAAAGCGCACUUUAGAUACUAAAAAUUUACUAACUACUCUCCAGGUUCUCUCUUUUGAAACGGCUCAUUUGUGUAGAGCAAACGAACAAAUAUAAUAACAGUAACCCACACAAUGCCAAACUGAAAUAGUUAAGGAAAAUCAACUAAAUACCUUGACUCAUAAGUACUGUAUGAUAAUAAAACAAAUAAUGUAUGUAUGUGUAAUGUUAAAUAAUUGCAUUACUUAGCUGCCACUGCAUACAAAUAUUCACUUUGUAGAAAUCUUCAUUUUCCGAACGAAAAUAUUUUGCAAUUUAUUAUGCGUAUAUGUACAUGUAUGUUUGUAUGUAACGAAAUGUUGCCAUUAAGUAAUCAAACUUAGUUUAGCUCAGCAUAGGGUAAUCUAAAAUUAGCUUUUCUACUGCAAAUGUAUGUAUGUAAUAUAGUAAUUAAGUAGUCUAAGCUUGUAAAUACAACUAGAAAUACAAUAUAUACUAGAAAUAUGCAAAUUUAUCAAGUUCUAUGUACAUAUGUACAUGUAUUGUAUAACAAUAGAUAAAUACUUGUAAAAUGCAGCUGUUGAAUGUAAUGAUUACUUUUUUGCGUAUGAGAAAUAUGUUUUAGGUGAAAAUACAUUUUUUAAAGUCAUUAGUUGUUAGAAAGCUUGAAAAGGAGUAGGCAUAAUAUUGAGCAAUAAAAUUUGUGUGAAAAAAUGUAUGCUUUACGCUUGAAAUGUUUAGUUGUUGUAGGAAAUUUUUGAAUGGAGAAAUAUGUUUCUAAAAAGGUUUAAUGACACUGUAUGAAGAAGAAAGAAAUAUUGCAUACAAACAGCUUUAUAAAAUUUUAAAUAUUUUCUGCAUGUUAAUUAUGUUGUUGUUGUAGCUGCAUAAAGUAACUGUUGAAAUAACUUUUGUCACUUCAGCUUGCAUUGCAAACAACUAUUUCAAGUAUAUUUCGGCAGAUACAACAACAAUAAUAAGCCAUGCAUUGCUAUUAUUCGCUUGUUGUUGCUGUUGUAGUAGAGUAAAAUUAAAAUUACACAAGUUCAAUGAUUUAAAAAAUUAAUAUGCUAAAAGAAUAUUUAGGGUAAGUUAACAAUAUUUAGAAUUGCUAAAAAAAUUAAAUGGAAACUUAGUUAAAUCUUUUUCUGUAACCAAAAUAUUUUUCUGUAAAAAUCAUAACCAUUUAAAACGGCCGUUUAGGAAAAGCAUA